AUGCCCCCAGGCUGGUUCAGGGGCCACCGUGAGCUGGUAAGCGAAGCUCCUGCCUGCUGCCAGCCACCAGCCAAGCUUGGCCUUGUGGACAACAAGGAGAACCCCAGGCAAGUUGCCUGCUCCCAGGAUGAGGAAGGGGAGGCAGGAGCCAGAUCUGCAAAGGCUGCUGGGCAGGCCUCCAGAGCCUUGGGACGGCGAUGGCGCCGAGGACAAGGACCGGAGGACGACCGUCUCUGCGCGUCCCGCGGCAGCAUUUGUGUCCCAGACUCCGGAGGCAACAUUUUCCGCGACUGGAAAACCGAAAUCGGUGAGACUGGGGCCAGACAGGACUCUUACCCCCACUUCACCGCUUCACUCAGGCAGCCAGAACUUCCUGCUCGUGAGGGAGGAGAAGCUGCGACCCCCGCGGCGGGCGGAGCUGGCGCGAUAAGUUCCAGAGGAACCUGCGCGCGGCCGGGCUGCUCCUGGAGGAGAUUCCUGGGCAGGGCUUCCCAUGACUCCUACUUCUCCAGCACCCAGAGGCACCAAGUGGUGGCAGAGACCCUGGCCCAAACAAUCUAUGGGAAACAGAAACGUGCAGAGAUGGUCAUGGCCCGUCUGCUGACCGAGGGAGUCUACACUGCAGCCUUCCCACUGCGUGAGGGCCCCUGUGAUCUGCCCGGGUACCAGGUGCCUGGUGCAGACCUCACCCCUCGACAAUUGCUCUAUUCAUACUGGGCCUGCUGGGGGUGCUGGCACAAGUACCAGCCCCUGCACCACAUACAGGAGGACUCUGGGGACAAGGCAGCUAUCUACUUUGCCUGGUUGGGCAUCUACACGGCCUGGCUGCUGACUGCUGCUCUUGUGGGUACCCUGGUCUUUACCUCUGGCCUAGUUGCCGUGGGCACAAAUGUACCAGCGGAGGAGAUCUGUGCGAGCAGGAGUUCCUUCCUCAUGAGCUCACUCUGUGAUACUUGUGCCACAUGGAAUAUUUCCGAGAUCUGCCCCAUGGCCAAGCUGGGCUAUCUCUUUGACCAUCUGGGAACUGUGUUCUUUAGCAUCUUCAUGUCCUUCCGGGCCAUGGCCUUCCUGGAGCACUGGAAGCACAAGAGUACCACCUUGGCCCACCACUGGGACUGCAGUGACUUCCAGGAAGAGGAAGAGUGCCCACAUCCAGAGUUUGUUGCCCUGGCCCCACAGAUGGCCCAGAACCCAGUGACAGGCCUGAAGGAGCCCUACUUCUCACUCCGCACCCAUCUUCCCCGCCUACUCACCAGCUCUGCAGCCAUCCUCAUCGUGCUCUGCGUGGCGAUGAUUUUCCUGGUGUCUGUCAUCAUUUACUGCGGCAUCAUCAGCAUUGCAGUGUUCCACACGGCCAACUCUGUGCUCACGACCCAAGCUGGUAACGUUGCCAGCAUCAGCAGCACUGUGCUCUACCUGGUACUGAUCCUCCUCCCGGGCCAGGUGUAUACCUCACUGGCUGAGCAGCUCACCAGCGAGCCUGGAGGCUGCCUUCUCGAGCUUGCUCAACAGCUCUUCAUCAUCACAGUGGGCAAACAGCUGGUCAGCAACGUGCAGGAGUUCGUUGUGCUGAAGCUGAAGACCUGGCGGCAGAAGAGACACCUGGCCGGGCUGCUGGACACCCAGAUCAGGCAGGAGCAGCGGCGCUGGGAGGAGGACUAUGAGCUCACUGAGUUCAAGGGCCAGUUUGAUGAAUACUUGGAGAUGGUGCUGCAGUCUAGAUUCGUCACCAUCUUCAUGGCAGCCUUCCCACCGGCACCCCUGUUUGCUCUGCUCAACAACUGGGUGGAGAUCCGACCAGACACCCAGAAGUUCUUUGGGAGUAGGCGGCUGGUGGCUGAGCGGACCUGGCUGCUCCCGCUUGAAGCCAUUGCCUACCUUUCUGUCAUCGUGAAUGCUUUCCUCAUCGCCUUCACCUCGGACUUCCUGCCACGUCUCCUGUACCAGUAAGAACACCACAGCCAGCUGCGCGGCUACGUCAACUUCAUGCUGGCGCCCGGUGGGGAGGGGUGGGAGUGCCGGUCGCGGAGUCGAGAGCCUCGCGGGACCCCGCGCCCUCCUCAACCCAGGUACAAGGGCUUUCGCGACGCUCAGAGGAAUCGCACCCUCUUCUACUGGAAGCUGCUGGCUGUGCGUCUGGGCUUGAUCAUCGCCUUCGAGCACGUGGUGUUCUUCCUGGGCCUCAUCGCCUGGCUCGUGCCCGACGUGCCAGUCGCCCUGGCUACCAAGAUAAAGCGCGAGUGCUACCUGGCCAAGCAGGCGCUGGAGGACAACGGGGAGGCGCUACUUUGGGUUAGCGCUGCCCACGGACCCUGGCCCCACCCCUCUGACCACGCCCCUCUGCCUGCCCCCAGGCCUAUGCUCAGCUUUCGUGUCCCGCCCUCUUGUUUGGCCUCGCCCAGGGGGAGGAUUGGCCGCUUGCCCUCAAAUUUUCGCCGGGCCUCCCUCUUCAUCCAGCUCCGCGCACGCCACGCCCCUUCUUUUACACUGUUUCCACCACUGUCGCUUCUGCUCUGGAGGGCCCUCCUGCUCAGCCUGACCUAGCCUUGCUUUCCGUCCACUGCAGCAAGGGCGCUGUCCCCAGAGCCCAGGACGCAGGGUCGAGUGAGGAGAGACUGCCCUUCCACGACCCUAGUUCCCCCAGGAUCCUCCCUCCUUUGGGGUCCAAUGCUU
Physeter macrocephalus (sperm whale) is the source of this 2673-nucleotide messenger RNA. Its product is annotated as anoctamin-7. Gene Ontology annotation, biological process: chloride transmembrane transport. Gene Ontology annotation, molecular function: protein dimerization activity; chloride channel activity. Gene Ontology annotation, cellular component: plasma membrane. The record is from RefSeq and is a predicted model, not a curated record. NCBI's taxonomy places the organism in Eukaryota, Metazoa, Chordata, Mammalia, Artiodactyla, Physeteridae.